Messenger RNA from Dovyalis caffra, 2391 nucleotides. The record is from the annotation of a GenBank genome assembly. Lineage: Eukaryota; Viridiplantae; Streptophyta; Magnoliopsida; Malpighiales; Salicaceae.
AUGUACAAGCUAUCGAGGCGUUCCGUCUCCGCUAUCCUGCGCUACACUGGCUCUGCCUCUGGUUACCGGAGCGCCGCUGCCGCCAUCGCUGUCCCAAUCUCUGAUUCUGUUGUGGACAGUGAUACCAAAUUGAGAUGGUACUCCGUUUUAACCGCUGGGACAGAGAUACCAAAUAAAACCAAGCAUUUGAACGUGAAGAAUGGUUUGUUUUUGGGUACCCGUUAUGAGUCGACUGCCGCAGAGUCUGAUGCUUCAUCAUCUCCUCCACCAGUGGGUGAAAAACACGAGUAUCAAGCUGAGGUUAGUCGCCUUAUGGACCUCAUUGUUAAUAGUUUAUACAGCAACAAAGAAGUGUUUCUUCGGGAGCUUAUCAGUAAUGCAAGUGAUGCCUUGGACAAGCUGCGAUUUCUUAGUGUCACUGACCCUGAGCUUUUGAGGGAUGCUGCUGAUCUUGACAUUCGUAUCCAGACCGAUAAAGAUAAUGGGAUUGUAACUAUCACUGAUAGUGGCAUUGGUAUGACUCGGCAAGAACUUAUUGAUUGUCUUGGAACUAUCGCACAAAGUGGAACUGCAAAGUUUUUGAAGGCAUUGAAGGAUAGCAAGGAUGCUGGUGCUGAAAACAAUUUAAUCGGGCAAUUUGGUGUGGGCUUUUAUUCAGCUUUUCUCGUGGCAGAUCGGGUUAUUGUCUCAACAAAAAGUCCAAAAUCUGAUAAACAAUAUGUAUGGGAAGGAGAGGCCAAUGCAAGCUCAUAUACUAUUAGAGAGGAAACAGACCCAGAAAAUCUCAUUCCUAGAGGAACUCGCCUUACACUGCAUCUUAAGCGUGAUGACAAAGGCUUUGCACAUCCAGAGCGGAUCCAGAAGCUUGUGAAAAACUACUCACAGUUUGUUUCAUUUCCAAUAUACACCUGGCAGGAGAAAGGAUACACUAAAGAGGUUGAGGUUGAUGAGGAUCCAGCUGAAGCCAAAAAAGAUGAACAAGACGAUACCACUGAGAAGAAGAAGAAAACAAAAACUGUUGUCGAGAGGUACUGGGACUGGGAACUUACUAAUGAGACCCAACCAAUAUGGCUUCGCAACCCUAAAGAAGUUUCUACAGAAGAAUACAACGAGUUUUACAAGAAAACUUUUAAUGAAUACUUGGAGCCAUUGGCAUCUUCUCAUUUCACAACUGAGGGUGAGGUGGAGUUCAGGUCCAUACUUUAUGUGCCAGCCAUUGCUUCCACAGGAAAGGAUGACAUAGCCAAUCCCAAAACAAAAAAUAUCAGGCUCUAUGUUAAAAGGGUCUUCAUUUCAGAUGAUUUUGAUGGAGAACUGUUCCCACGAUAUCUAAGCUUCGUGAAAGGUGUUGUGGACUCCAAUGACCUUCCCCUCAAUGUUUCUCGUGAGAUUCUUCAAGAAAGUCGCAUUGUGCGGAUUAUGAGGAAACGCUUGGUUCGAAAGGCAUUUGACAUGAUUUUGGGCAUAUCCAUGAGCGAGAAUAGAGAAGAUUAUGAGAAGUUCUGGGAUAACUUUGGCAGACACUUGAAAUUGGGUUGCAUUGAGGAUCGUGAAAACCAUAAGCGUAUUGCACCACUGCUUCGAUUUUUCUCUUCCCAGAGCGAGGAGGAGAUGAUUAGCUUGGAUGAGUACAUGGAGAACAUGAAACCUGAGCAGAAGGAUAUCUAUUACAUAGCUUCUGACAGUGUAAACAGCGCUAGGAACACACCUUUCUUAGAGAGACUUCUUGAGAAGGAUCUUGAAGUGCUGUUCUUGGUUGAUCCCAUUGAUGAGCUUGCCAUCCAGAACCUGAAAUCAUACAAGGAGAAGACUUUUGUUGACAUCACCAAGGAAGACUUGGAUUUAGGUGAUAAGAACGAGGAGAAAGAAAAGGCCAUGAAGCAGGAGUUUGGCCAAACCUGUGAUUGGAUUAAGAAGCGCUUGGGUGACAAAGUUGCCAGUGUACAAAUAUCAAGUCGCCUGAGCUCAUCGCCCUGUGUUCUUGUGUCUGGGAAAUUUGGUUGGUCUGCCAACAUGGAGAGGCUAAUGAAGUCACAAACAGUUGGCGAUAUGUCUAGCCUGGAGUUCAUGAAAGGCAGAAGGGUGUUUGAGAUCAAUCCUGAACAUGAAAUAAUUAAGAACUUAAAUGCUGCAUGCAGGAGUAACCCAGAUGAUGAAGAUGCCCUGAGAGCUGUAGAUCUCCUCUAUGAUACAGCUUUGGUUUCCAGUGGAUAUACUCCUGAGAAUCCAGCGCAGCUAGGCGGGAAGAUUUAUGAGAUGAUGGGCAUGGCCCUCUCGGGGAAAUGGUUAACUUCCCCCGAGGUUCAGCAUCCUGUAUCUUCCCGAUCUGACAUCCCAGAAACAUUAGAAGCUGAGGUGGUUGAGCCAGUUGAGGCUGAUGGACAGAAGUGA